Messenger RNA from Populus trichocarpa (black cottonwood), 1514 nucleotides. RefSeq lists its product as uncharacterized. Lineage: Eukaryota; Viridiplantae; Streptophyta; Magnoliopsida; Malpighiales; Salicaceae. Gene Ontology annotation, biological process: regulation of DNA-templated transcription. Bases 249 to 1187 code for a protein of 312 amino acids. The record is from RefSeq and is a predicted model, not a curated record. Gene Ontology annotation, cellular component: nucleus. Gene Ontology annotation, molecular function: protein heterodimerization activity. The transcript is spliced from 6 exons.
UUUUUUUCAACACGCACGGACGGAUAUUCCAUGGAAAUAAGACAGCUGUUUUUAUAAGGUUUCGGAUCUAAACAGAGAUCGAUUCUACUUAACCUUGGAGUUGUUGUUUGUAAGAUCAUGUACAGCUCAAUCAUGAGAGAAAUGAUUUUGCUUUGAAUUAAAAAGAAAUCAUUUCCACUCUCUCUCUCUCUCUCUGUGUUUUUUUGGCUGUUUUUAUUAUUAUUUAAUGCUUCAAAUCUGACAAAGCCAUGAGGAAGAAGCUUGAUACUCGUUUUCCAGCUGCUCGCAUAAAAAAAAUUAUGCAAGCUGAUGAGGAUGUUGGGAAGAUAGCACUGGCAGUGCCUGUUUUAGUUUCCAAAGCGUUGGAGUUGUUUCUUCAAGACCUUUGUGACCGUACAUAUGAGAUCACCCUUCAGCGAGGAGCAAAGACUAUGAAUUCACUGCAUCUAAAACACUGUGUACAGAGCUAUAACGUGUUUGAUUUUCUAAGAGAAAUUGUCAGCAAGGUUCCUGAUUAUAGUCAUGGUCACUCUGAUGCUGCUGCAGAUCAUAGACCUCUUCAAAAGAGAAAGCCCACUGUAGAUGAAUGCAAUGACAGUGAUGAGGAGCUGAAGAGAAGCAGGAUGCAUGAGACGAGCCAUGCUGGCAGCAGCGGCAGAGGGAGAGGGAGAGGACGGGGGAGGGGUCGUGGACGAGGUGCUCGAAAUAUAGAAAGAGAGACUUCUAGUCGUGACCUUGAAUCCGAAUCCUCCACAACCAUUCCGCAGAGUGUUAAAAAUAACUCGAAUCCUGAAGUGGUGAUGGACAAUGGCUCAGAGUCAAAGGAAUCUGUGAUGGAAAAUAACAUACCCAGUGAUGCUGCCAGUCAAGCAGAACGAAACUUUGAUCUUAAUGCAGAGGUUAAUGAUAGUGAGGAUGCAAAAGCUGCAGCAGCACCAGCUGCCGCCACCACUUCUGCCACCGCUGCAGCAGCAGCACCAGCUGCCGCCACCGCUGCAGCAGCACCAGCUGCCGCCACCGCUACAGCCCCUAGCUUAUCAGCAGAGCCUGCUGCAGAAACUAAUCAUGAAGAAUAUCCAGGUUGGUCACUUUCUGAGAUGGACAAGAUGGCUAUUGACCCUCUUCAGCUUGCACAACUCAGCACAAGAGUAGAUGAGGAGGAGGAAGAUUAUGAUGAAGAAGGAUGAUCAUGCUAUUAGCUGAGGCUCUUAGAAAAGAUUGGUGGUCAGGAUCCAAUUAAUGAGCGCAUGGAUACAAGGAGAGGAAAGAAACAGCUGGGUAAGAACCCUAGGUGGAGAACGGAAAUAUGCUCAAUCCGUUCUCCAAAUAGAAACGCUGAUUCUGAACCUCUCCUUUUCUUCUGUGUGAAUCUUUAUGCAUCUUCUGUCAUGCCAUUCUCUAACAACUUCCAGUAGUAGUAGAUUUGCUGACAAUAUGAGAUUGUUAGUUUGUGUAACUUAACUAUCUGAUACAGGAAGGAUGGGAUAGCCGUAGUAGAAGUUGCCAUUUGAGAA